Molecule: messenger RNA, 3743 nt
Organism: Tachysurus fulvidraco (yellow catfish)
Lineage: Eukaryota; Metazoa; Chordata; Actinopteri; Siluriformes; Bagridae
Gene: ppp1r15b
Product: protein phosphatase 1, regulatory subunit 15B
Exons: 3
Coding region: 651-2027 (458 amino acids)
Biological process (GO): response to endoplasmic reticulum stress
Cellular component (GO): protein phosphatase type 1 complex; endoplasmic reticulum
Molecular function (GO): protein phosphatase regulator activity
Source: RefSeq, a predicted model, not a curated record
UCAACGCAGAAAUUCUGGCGAUCAUAAACAAAAGCACGUGACAGGGGUGGUUGAGUGAAUUCAAAGUCAGCGUCUCAUUCUUCUUAACCUUUACAACAGAUAAAAUGUAAGUCUUUUUCUGUCUGCUACUCACACUGCAUGAAAAACAAACAGAACACAACAUAUUAAAUUUGGAUACACUGUAUCGAUACUCUUAUAAGCAUUAACUUUAACACGUUUGCAUUAAAUCAAAUUAAAGUGAUGCAAACUCGUGUGUUUGCUGUAAGCGUAACACAAUGGCUGCUGGCAUAAAAGAACAAAACGGGUGCGUGCUACUUCCGCUUCGCUACUGCUCUGCUCACACAUCUGUGAAAUAAAUCUGAAGUUAAUGGGCGUGGUUAGCUUCAAAUCAAAGACACAUUCAACAUGUGACACCACCGCGGUCGAAUGAAGUGGUAACUUAUACAAGUGACUGAUUUAUAAAGGUGUUCAAGCUCUGUUCAAGGACAACACUUUAAAAACAUGGCUUGAAAUAUUUUUCGUCGGAGUCUUUUUUUAUCUCGAGAGAAAAUGUGCUUUUCGAAGAUUUGGAACCAAACAACAAAGCGCUGUGAGGAAAGCUCCGCCGGGAAGAAUUAUCAGAACACCUGACCAUUUUGAGCUGCUUGAAGAUGGAAAGCGUUUUUGGAAAGGCGAGAGAGGGAAGCGCAAUGCAGCGCUUCAGCCACAGCGGCAAGGCGCUUUUACCGUUGACCAGACAAAUCCUGAUAGUACUGUGGGAAAACGUUCGCUUAAUGCUUCACGUCAUCUGUUGCAGCCUUAUGGCAGUUUUCCAGAUGUUCAGAUUUGAAGUUCACCUGCGCAUCACAGAUGACACAGGAGAACAUAUUCAGCACAUGACGAAUGCUCGUGGUGAUACUGAAGGUUUACUACUGUCAUCACUGUUUAAAAGUCCUCUGUCAAGGUUUAACAAGGAUCCUUUUAACCUAAACACACAUUCCAGGUCUGUUCUCUCCAGUCUUGUUAAAGAUGAUCUCUGCUGCUCACUGGUGGACGAUUUAGUAUCUCACGCAACUGAGUGUCUCAAUGAUAAUGAAGAUGUGUGUGCAGGCGAGCAGUUUGCCUGGAAGCACAGAUUUGACUGGAAAGGCCUAGAGAGUAGAGUAGAUGAAGAAUGUAUACAAAGUGUUCAUGGGAAGGAUGUUCAUGAACAGAGUGAUUCUUGUACUGGACUGGAAUGUAAUUUAUCAAGGUUAACGCUGAAAAGUCAAAGUUCAGAUAGCGAGUUCAGCUGGGGCAGCUCAGACAGUUCCUCCAUAGAUCGAGAGAACUGUGAUGGGCUCUGGGAUCUUCUUAGGUGUUCAAAUGAUCCCUACCACCCACUGCACUUCACAGCGUGUAUAUCCAGUGCAGUUACUAAUAAACAGAGAACACAAGCUGGAUCAAGUCAGCAAAGAAAUGAGUUCCCAUCAAUGGCAUCUAGUGUGUCAUGUUGCUCAGAUUCUAGUGAACAAGGAAACAUGGAGAUUGUCAACUCAGAAGACGAAGAGGAGGCAUUGUGGAAGUCUCUGUGUCGGAAUGAUGACCCUUACCACCCACUGAAUUUUAGAGCUCUUCUUAACAGUGCACAUACAUUUAAAUACUCCCAUGAGAAAAGCCCUAAAACAUCCAGAGACCAAAGAAACACUAGAUGUCCUAAGGCAUUUUUUAUGCAAAGGCAAAUUAUCAGUCACCAGUGUCCUCAGUUGUGUGUGGAAAAGCCAGCAAAAGUUCCCUGGAAAAAGCCCCUAAAUAAGACUGUUGAUGCCAAGAUAACAAAGAAAAUUUCUACUUUGAAAAGGGUGAAAUUCUCUCCAAUUGUUCAAAUACACAAGAUGAGAGCCUGGUCAUUUGCUCUUCAAGCAUGCCGUAAGGGGCCAUGGGAGGAGCAUGCUCGGGAUAGGGACCGUUUCCAGAGGAGAAUUUGGGAAACAGAGCAGGCCAUAGGAUAUUGUUUCAUGCAAUCACACAGAGAUAAGUUUUUGAGCUAUCGCCAAAGCACCAAAUAAGCAUUUUCCAGGAAUACUGGAUUGGAAACUGGACUGGAUCUCUUAACAACUCUACUGUGUUGUGCACACAUUUUAAAGUAAAUAAAUUUUCUUUACAGUGCCUUAUAUACUAGUGACAAUAACAAUGUAACAGCAGUUUUGCUAUAAAUGUAGGUGGCAUUGAUGGUUGAGGCUGUUGUUUUUAACUGAUGAGGAUGUUUUCAUACACAAUUUUUUCAAGAAACUGCCCUUAAUUGUGUAUUCAUAUAGUUUAUUGUUUUUGUCAGAGUUUAGUAACCCUGUAAGUAGAGUGUGUGUAACAGAGGGGUUAAAAACAAAGCAUGAUGAAACUCACUCCCCUGAGAAGAAAUCAAUUAGCAUCUUCCCUUGGCACGCCAGUGGAAGCACAAACUGCAUGGUGUAAAGAGGAGCAAUAAUGUAGGCAACCUGUAACAUUCAUUAUCACGAUGGAUGUCAUUUUACAAGUGUUGUAAGCUUGCUUUCCUGGGCACACUUGUUAACAUACAGCCUUUAUAUGAUAUAUGUGUGUAUUGGAGAUAGUUGUGAUUGACACAUUUAGAUAUUCGGUUGCAUUUUUGUUUGUGUGUACUACUGAAUCUUAUGCUAUCUCUACUGAUGUUAGUGUACCUGGUUGCAAGGCAACAGAGAGAUCUGUGCUUUGUUGCAUUCAAAGCUUUACAGAAGAUUGCAGCAGGAAGAGUGCAUUGUUGGAGUGUAGCCAGCAUGGUCAUAAUAGAGAGUGGUGAAGCUAAGAAAGUGGGAGUGUAUGGGACUUGAUCUCUGGAGUCCCAAUUACACUGUUAAGACCAUCUGAUGCAAUCAUUAGCCACUGAGAGUUAAACACAAAUGGUAGCAUAGACAAACUCAAACAGUACCACAGGGUUUCCUCCCACAUUCUUUAAUGAAAUGGUGAAGACUCAUUUUGUUUUAUUCAAGUUUAAAUUGACUAAAAAUCUGUGCUUGUUAUUAACAUUUUCGCUUGUUGAAUUUUGUUUUUGCUGUAAGGUUUGUUGAAAAUCAGAUUAAAUAUUAAGUACAUUAUGUUUACCAAAGUUCUUAGUUCAGGUUAUUUUGUUCUGUGUACUUGAUAGCAAGCCUUAUUCAUAUCAUAUCUAGUCAAGAUAUAUUGUCACUUAUGCAAGGGUUAUUGUGGGAUGAAAGCCAAUUAAAUCCUUCAAACAAAUGGAAAAUCUUCUCCCUAUCCACCUUCCAAAAAACACUGAGAAAAUAAGGUACUAUGUUGUUGGUCAGGUUUAAGAGAACAUAUUAAAUAUAGUUUACAUUCAAAUAUUUAGUUCCUCACCAAAAUAUGAUGUCAAUGCUUAUAGUAAUGUAAUGUACAUAUAAUAGACAUGUAAUGUACUAGGUUGAACUAUGGGGAAUAAGUGUAAUCAAUUUAAAGUUGAAUAAUUUUGUUGUAUUAAAAUUGAUAUAACAUAUUGUGAGACUGUGUUGUGUAGAAAAGACUGAUGAAUCCUGGUUUUGAUCCUGUGCUUAGGAGGUUUUACUGGAUUGAUUUUAUUUCAAGGAUUUGAUCAAAUCAUUUUGGCUAUAUCUAAACAAAUUCUGUUAAUGUUAAUGUUAAUUGUGUUAACUUAAUUCAAUCAUAUAGAACCAAUGUACACAUUUGUAUAAGUAAAUCACUUCACUGCACUGUUUUUUAGUGUAGAAUUAAACAUUUUCAGACAACAAAUGAAAUAAACUUUCUAUGCACCA